GUAAUCGUUCUUUUACUCUAUCUCUAAUUAUCUCUCUGUCUUUCUCUCUCUCUUGUUCCAUUCCCUUUUGCGACAUCGGGUCUUGUUCAAGGUGUUAAGGUCUUAACCGAACCAUCCCUCAUCGUGACAACAUCGUAUAAGCCACCCAUAUCGAUCCCAACGUCGACGCUCUCCCAUAACCGCACCAAUAUCCCCCGCCGUCAUGGGAGUCGGUUCGUUCCUCGAGCCACUCAUAGUGGUGACUCUCCUCUUUGGGGGCGCAUACUUCAACCGCAACAAGGACUACAGGUUCAGACUCACAAAGUCGAGCUGGCCCAAGGAUGCCGGCCGCAAGCGCUCCGAUGACUUUCAGAAGCGAGACUCGACCGAUAGCCUCAUGAGUGGCUGGAGCGGUUCGCGCUCUCCCAGCAUCGACCCCGACGAGCAGCCUAUACUUCGCCGCCGCAAGUUUCAGGUCUUUGGCUUCAAGCGCAUCGUGUCGACACCGAAUACACUCGUCUUUGAGGACCGUCUGCUGAGCCGUGUCCUGAAAAAGUUUCCCUUCCUCGCUGAGGCUUGGUACUGGUUCCUCAUCUACUUUGUGUACCAAGUCGGUCGCGCCAUUACAGCCUUGACACUCGUCGAGGGCACCGUCAAUGUUGCCCGAAAGCACGCCCUACAGCUCAUCCACCUCGAGCAGAGUCUACACAUCUUCUGGGAGGUGGAUAUCCAGAAGUGGUUCCUCGCGCGUCCUUCUAUCCUCCACUGGAUCAACCGCAUCUACUCUUUCAUCCAUAUCCCCGGCACCAUCUUCUUCCUGGUCAUGCUCUACUACUUCACCACCACUCGCAAGCGCCGUGUCAGUUCCCGCGCCGACAAUGUUAAUGUUUCAGCUGGUCCUGCUCUCUAUGAGGCUCGUCGACGUACUAUGGCCAUGUGCAACCUCAUUGCCUUCAUCAUCUUCACCAGCUGGCCUUGCAUGCCUCCUCGCCUGCUGAGCGAUCCUGACUACAAAGGGGCUGAUGCUGCCGAGGCCAAGAGCUUUGGUUUCGUGGAUUCGGUUCACAGUGGCACUGGUGAGAGCAGCGUAUGGACUACUAACAAGUUCUGCAACCAAUAUGCUGCUAUGCCCUCGCUGCACUUCGGGUACUCUCUUCUCAUCGGUCUCACCAUCGCCACUAUCCCCAUCACUGGCCUCCGUCCCAACUCAUGGAAGAGAAUCGCCAUUGUCGUCAUGGGUCUGUCAUAUCCUACCCUGAUCUUGACCGCCAUCGUCGCGACCGCCAACCACUUCAUCCUCGAUGCUGUAGCCGGCGCCAUUGUCUGCGGAAUCGCCUGGAACUGCAACAGUUUCCUCCUCAACUUUUGCAUCCUUGAGGACUAUUUCCUCUGGCAUCUUCGAAUCCACAAGCCCGUCAACUACACCGAUCCCGAAACGGCUGUCGAGUCUGAGUUUCAAACCGGUCUGUUGGCCCAGGAUGUUUGAGCGUUCAAGAAUCAAAAGAAUGAGCCCAUGUCCCGUUUAUUAAAGAAACGGCUCCCCAUUGAUUUUCACGGUUCAGCGAGCUGUGCAUAUUUGAUUCUGUUUCACAUCAGGCUCUGAUAGGAGUCCUGUUUUACUACGCGCAGAGUUCAAGAAACGCAAGGACGCCUCUGGAAUGGCGAAAAGGCCUUGCCCGGCGACAACGGCGUAUCAAUACCAAUAUUCGGAGUCGAUAAUUCCUGCGACGCCGUAGAUGGGUUAUAGACGAGCUCACGGCGAACAUGUUUACAUACCACAUGACUUAUUGAAUAUGACUAGUAUUCUAGUUUACACGAAUAAUAAUAGCCCCGUAAGGGGACAAUUUCACUUCUUGA
Molecule: messenger RNA, 1836 nt
Organism: Fusarium vanettenii 77-13-4
Lineage: Eukaryota; Fungi; Ascomycota; Sordariomycetes; Hypocreales; Nectriaceae
Exons: 2
Coding region: 203-1465 (420 amino acids)
Biological process (GO): sphingolipid biosynthetic process; inositol phosphoceramide metabolic process
Cellular component (GO): inositol phosphoceramide synthase complex
Molecular function (GO): inositol phosphoceramide synthase activity
Source: RefSeq, a predicted model, not a curated record